UUGCGUUGAUAUCACACACACACACACACACACACACACACACAGUCAGUAUUCGCCUGAACGCCUGUAUGAUGGCCGGAAGCCUCCGUUUCCUCCUCCUGUCACUCUGUGUUUUGUUGGAACCUGUGACAGAAAUCGGUGGUUUGCUUCUGAAACCAGUUCUGUCUGGACCCAGUGAGGCCUAUGUGAGAUCUGAAGUCCAGUUUGACUGUGCAGUCCCAGGCUGGUCUUCACCUCUGACCUAUGAACUCUAUAAGGAUGCAGGGGACGUUAUCGCGGCAGAAAACAACGUCAAGGCCACCUUCACCCUGCAGGUCAACGAGGAGUCAAAGGGCGAAUACUACUGCAGACUGACCGCUGGAGGUCAAACCAGCAACUCCAUCCACUUCCAAGCAGUGAUUCCUGUGUUAGGAGUCCGUCUGAGCUCAGAUCCCGAUCCAGCGAUCCUCUAUGAAGGACAGAAGUUGGUCCUGCGCUGUCUGGUCAGGAAGGGGACGCAUCUGUCCUUCACAUGGUACCACAACAAACAGGAAGUGAACUCCUCAUCAGAGCUCCACCGGCUCUCUGGAGACUCUCUCACGAUGGACAGGGUGACUGAAAUGCAUGCUGGGAUAUACUCAUGCACCGCUCGAAACCAGAUGACCGUCAACCCCAGAUUCUCCAGCAGCCAAAGCCUCCACGUCACUGUCAGAAAGCACAUCUCAGUGCCCUCGUUAUCGUUUACGGUCUUCUCCAACGGCUCGGGCCUAACAGCCAACAUCAGCUGUCGAUCUGAGCGUGGAUCUCCGCCCGUGACGUUCAGACUGAUGUUGGACGGACUGGAGCUGAAUGUGAAGCGAGUGGAUUCACUAGAGGCCUGGUUCGUUCUGCCGAUCUCUGUGGGUCUGGAUCUGGGAGUCGCUCAAUGUGAAGCACAAACAGAAACCCAGCAGCUGCUGUCGGAUCCAGAGCGUUUACUUGUAGUUCCAGUAGGUGGCGCUGUGCGUGUCACAGUGAUGUACCUUCAUGACGCUGACGGGAUGGUGUCAGCCGCUCGGCUCACAUGCGUCCCAGACAGAGGAACGUUUCCCACGUUCUCCUGGCAUCUGAACCAUUCCUCCCUUCCAGCAGAGGGCGCUCAUGCGGUCACUCAUCACGGUCAGAUCUUGAUCCUCACAGAAGUCAGUGCUGGGUUUUACGGCUGCAGGGCGAGGGACAGUUUUAACGACAGCUCACUCUGGGUGAAGAGCGAGGACAUCUUUAUUCAGAAGAGAGAUUUGUCGGCGACACCCAUGGAGGUCAUUGCAUUGGUUUUCUGUGGUUUCCUGUCGAUUGUGAUUGUGUUUUGCUCGUUCUUUAUGUUCUGGUGCUCCAAGCGCAGAAACAACAGCUGCAAACAUCACAGUAACCAGGACGUGAUCCAGUCUGAGAUGACAACAAUGGACGCUCCUGUAGUUUCCUCUGAACCUCAACCUGAGGAAAUGAAAACCGUCAACCGAUUCCUAGAGAUCCAGACCAGACCUGGAGCCAGUGUCCUGCAGAGACGUCUCAGAGAUCCUGAACUCUUUGAUUAGCUGGUUCAGAUGUGUUUAAUUAAGCUCAAAGACGAACUCUGACUGGACAUCCAUCACUACUGUGCCAUUUUAUGUUUUCUAUCAAUGAGAUUGUAAGGCUUUUAUAUAGCUACCAAAUAAAUGUUUCAUUUACCAAA
Molecule: messenger RNA, 1690 nt
Organism: Carassius auratus (goldfish)
Lineage: Eukaryota; Metazoa; Chordata; Actinopteri; Cypriniformes; Cyprinidae
Product: neogenin-like
Exons: 9
Coding region: 69-1553 (494 amino acids)
Biological process (GO): cell surface receptor signaling pathway; immune response
Cellular component (GO): external side of plasma membrane
Molecular function (GO): transmembrane signaling receptor activity
Source: RefSeq, a predicted model, not a curated record